ACAUCUUAUUCCCUAAGCUUUUUUUCUUGUCGAUGGAUUUUGUAAUAAGUAGUAUACUUCUCUUGUUGGCAUGCAUUACUAUACACGUUCUCUCAAACACAAUAACGAGAAAACGAAACCACAAUAAGCUUCCACCAGGACCUUCACCUCUUACCCUUUUGGAAAAUCUAGUUGAACUUGGCAAAAAGCCAAAACAAACAUUGGCCAAGCUUGCUAGGCUUCAUGGCCCCAUAAUGCGUUUGAAGCUAGGUCAACUAACCACCAUAGUUAUCUCUUCACCGGACAUAGCCAAAGAAGUGUUCCAAACCCAUGAUUUGUUAUUCUCAAACCGAACAAUUCCACAUUCCACAUCUGUUCACAACCAUAGUCACAACAGCGUUGCCUUCCUUCCCAUUUCACCUCUUUGGCGAGACCUUCGGAAAAUAUGCAACAAUCAAUUGUUCUCCCACAAGUCCCUUGAUGCAAGCCAAAACCUUAGACGCAAAAAAACCCAAGAACUCCUUGGUGAUGUGCAUAGAAGUAGCCUUAGUGGUGAAGCUGUGGAUAUUGGAACUUUGGUUUUUAGGACUUCAAUUAAUUUUUUGUCGAACAUUUUUUUCUCUUUGGAUUUUGUCAACUCUGUAGGUGAAACUGAAGAGUACAAGGUUAUAGUCGAGAAUCUUGGGAGAGCAAUUGCAACGCCAAACUUGGAGGAUUUUUUCCCGAUGUUGAAGAUGGUUGAUCCACAAGGCAUUAGAAGGCGUGCAACCACUUAUGUUUCCAAGUUGUUUGCUAUUUUUGACCGAUUGAUUGACAAAAGAUUGGAGAUUGGAGAUGGCACAAAUAGUGAUGACAUGUUAGAUAUCUUGCUCAACAUUUCUCAGGAGGAUGGCCAAAAGAUUGACCACAAAAAGAUUAAACAUUUGUUCCUUGAUCUUAUUGUUGCUGGAACUGAUACAACUUCCUACACGAUGGAAUGGGCAAUGGCUGAGUUAAUCAACAACCCGGAUACAAUGUCAAAGGCCAAAAGGGAGCUUGAGCAAACCAUUGGAAUAGGAAACCCUAUUGAGGAAUCAGACAUUGCAAGACUCCCAUAUUUACGUGCAAUUAUAAAAGAGACCUUACGCAUGCACCCUGGUGCCCCACUUUUGCUACCUAGAAAAGCCAACGUAGAUGUGGAGAUCAAUGGCUACACCAUCCCACAGGGUGCACAAAUCAUAAUUAAUGAAUGGGCCAUUGGAAGAAACCCAAGCGUAUGGGAAAACCCUAAUUUAUUUUCACCCGAAAGAUUUUUGGGGUCAGAGAUUGAUGUCAAAGGUCGACAUUUUCAACUCACACCGUUCGGCGGUGGGCGACGAAUAUGCCCUGGCUUGCCGCUAGCUAUAAGAAUGUUGCAUUUAAUGUUGGGAUCAUUAAUCAAUGGCUUUGAUUGGAAAUUUCAAAAUGGUGUGAACCCAGAUAUUGACAUGGGUCAACCCUUGCGAGCUGUUCCAUUUAGAAUAAACAAAUAAGAUGUAACAUAUAUAUAUUUUUAAUAGAUACAUUUGUGCCGAUAAAACCACACAUUAUUAUUCUUGGAUUCAUAUUUCAUAUAU
Messenger RNA from Glycine soja, 1574 nucleotides. RefSeq names its product geraniol 8-hydroxylase-like. Lineage: Eukaryota; Viridiplantae; Streptophyta; Magnoliopsida; Fabales; Fabaceae. Bases 33 to 1490 code for a protein of 485 amino acids. Gene Ontology annotation, molecular function: iron ion binding; oxidoreductase activity, acting on paired donors, with incorporation or reduction of molecular oxygen; heme binding. The transcript is spliced from 2 exons. The record is from RefSeq and is a predicted model, not a curated record.